AUGAAUGAACCAUUCUAUUUCUUUAUCGUUAUCGCUCGAGUGAGCGAACCACUCAUCAGGAAGAAUGAUUAUCGGCCUUUCACCGCCUUCGUCUGCAGAAGACAUAAGGUAAAGGCUCGAGAAAAUCUUAAACCCAGGUUUCAAGUAACAUCAGGUUACCAAUACAUACAACUCCUCCAUCGCUGGAUUACUCAUAUAUCACUAGGUAAUACAUUUUCCGCAUUACCGAUAAGACGUCUUCCGGGAUACACAUGA
Molecule: messenger RNA, 255 nt
Organism: Sclerotinia sclerotiorum 1980 UF-70
Lineage: Eukaryota; Fungi; Ascomycota; Leotiomycetes; Helotiales; Sclerotiniaceae
Exons: 1
Coding region: 1-255 (84 amino acids)
Source: RefSeq, a predicted model, not a curated record